Molecule: messenger RNA, 1925 nt
Organism: Rhodamnia argentea
Lineage: Eukaryota; Viridiplantae; Streptophyta; Magnoliopsida; Myrtales; Myrtaceae
Product: protein LATERAL ROOT PRIMORDIUM 1
Exons: 3
Coding region: 387-1463 (358 amino acids)
Biological process (GO): positive regulation of DNA-templated transcription
Cellular component (GO): nucleus
Molecular function (GO): DNA binding; DNA-binding transcription factor activity
Source: RefSeq, a predicted model, not a curated record
GGUUUCUGGGGCCAAGGCGUUGAGAAUAGAUAGAGGAGGAAGUGGGGAAAGCUGGUUUUGAUCAUCAUUCCUCACUUUCCCAUUUCCUGCAACACCUUCUGCAGUUUCUGGGCGUUCGUUUUCCUUCUUCCUCUCUCUCUCUCUCUCUCUCUUCCCAAAGACGAACAAAAAGAUCAAAACCAUUUCAAAGAUGGAAACUUGUCGUCCCAGCAAGCAACAACGACAAUAAUAUCUCUCUCUCUCUCUCUCCUUGGUCUUAUUUAGCAGCGCAUGCAAUUAUUAUUACUUUGUCACAUAUAACCUCGAGAGAUUCUCAUCACUCUCCAUCUUCACUCUUCCUCUUCCAGAAGAAAUCUCUCUCUCUCUCUCUCUCUCUCUCUCUGUGCAUGGCCACCACUCACCACUUCAACUACACCUCGGCCGACCACAUCAACAUGCUUGGCCUCCGAGACGUCGUUUUCAUUGCCCCGCAGUCCUCCUUGCACCCCCAGCAACCCCAGCAACCGCCCCCCAUCUCCGACCACCACCACCCCCCGAGCUUCCACUUGCCCUCGUCGACCGCCUUAGGCGUCGGCGUCAGCAUAUUCCCGGUUCUCACCGCGACGCCCUACAAUGUCGUCGAAGACUGCGGGAACGCCAACAAUAACGGGGAGGCCAGCAACACCGCGAAUUUCUGGAGGAGAUGCGAUGAUCAGUCCAGCUUUUCCAAGAAAGACGUGUUGGGUGUCGGUGAAGACGAGAGCAACAGAGGCGAGAAGCUGGAGGAGAUUGGUGGGCUGAGCAAUAGCAAUUUGAGGGUGUGUAGGGACUGUGGGAAUAGAGCCAAGAAGGAGUGUAGUUAUAGGAGGUGCAGGACCUGUUGCAAGAGUAGAGGGUAUGAUUGCUCCACCCACGUAAGGAGCACGUGGGUGCCGGCAGCGAGGAGGCGGGAGCGGCAGAUGGCCCCGGUGGGGAUUGGCUUUGUCGGCGGUGGUGAGGGAGGAGCAGGAGGUGGCAGUGGUGGCGGCGGUUCUUCGGGGUCGUCUUCUGGAGUGAAGAGACCAAAACUAGUUGAUGGGUCAUCAAAUCACGGUGGAACUAAUGCUUCUUCAACCUCGAAUGCUACCACUCCUAGGAGCUUUGAUACUAGUUCUUGUCAUCAUCAAGAUGCUAGCUUCAAGCAGUCCUUACCGGGCCAAGUCCGUGCUCCCGCAGUUUUCAGGUGCAUUAGAGUCACUGCAAUUAGUGACAAUGCAGCUGAAUUCGCCUAUCAAGCAUCUGUUAGCAUCAGCGGGCAUGUAUUCAGGGGCUUCCUCUAUGAUCAGGGGAUCGAUGAGAAGAAUGCGUUUCCAUGUAUUUCAGAACGUCGAUUCGGAGGAGCCGCUGGCACAAGGAUCGGGGAUUCUUCUCCAAUCGUCGACCCGCCAAAUGCUUAUGCAGCAUCUGGUUGUCGCAGAUUGCUUGAAGGAUACUUUAUGAUGUGACAUUCACCACGAGGACCAUCUUAAGUGUUACAUGAUCAAGGGCAGCUAUAAUAAGAUUCUUUCUGGUCAAAUCAACUGAAAGAACAUAGCGUGCAUUCCUAAUCCAUUUAUAUUUGGAGACUGGAGUAAUGCAUGGCCAGAAGACAGUGUAACCUUUCACUUGCCCUUCUUCGCCGUUGACAAACUAGAAGGGGGCCUCCAGCUAAUGCUUGAAGAAGGAUUCUUAUGAUUCUCUAACCACUAAACUUCGAAGCGUGAUCCAUUGACUCAGUUUUUUUAUUUUUUAUUUUUUUUUCCUCAGGAAGGUGCUAUUUCCUGUGAGGAUAAGCUUUUACAGUUCUUUGCAUAUAAUUCCCAUUAACACUCGUGCUAUCCCGAUUCACUGUUAGUUCAUCUUGUAUUUUCUUCUACUUUAUUUUGGGUGUUCUCUCUCCAUUCAUACUAAGUUGAAAUAAUUCUUUC